Messenger RNA from Ceratitis capitata (Mediterranean fruit fly), 621 nucleotides. Its product is annotated as short stature homeobox protein 2. The record is from RefSeq and is a predicted model, not a curated record. The transcript has 4 exons. Gene Ontology annotation, molecular function: sequence-specific double-stranded DNA binding; DNA-binding transcription factor activity, RNA polymerase II-specific. Lineage: Eukaryota; Metazoa; Arthropoda; Insecta; Diptera; Tephritidae. Gene Ontology annotation, cellular component: nucleus. Bases 1 to 621 code for a protein of 206 amino acids. Gene Ontology annotation, biological process: regulation of transcription by RNA polymerase II.
AUGAGUAAUAAGACACGGAGGACGCGCACGAAUUUUACGUCAGAGCAACUCGAUAAUCUGGAGAAGCUUUUUGAAGAAACACAUUAUCCGGAUGCGUUCAUGCGAGAAGAAUUAAGCCAGCGACUGGGUCUAAAUGAAUCAAAGGUUCAGGUUUGGUUCCAAAAUAGAAGAGCCAAAUGCCGUAAACGAGAAAGUCAGCUAAAUAAAGAUUUUUCACCAAGCAAUCCAAGCUCUGUCAUAUCCAGCCCUUUAGAAGCUUGUACCAUUUCUUCAUGUACCAAAGUGAAUUAUUCGCCGUUGGGAAUUCAUAUCUUGCAUAAAAAUUCAUCACAUAUUAAUGCAACGAAGUUCAACAGGAAAUGGUUGACGGAACCAGAUUUGAUAUCCACGUCAAUAUCUGUAUCUACUGAAACAGCUUUACUCUCAACAAAUAUACAACAGGACAGGGCUGUAAUUAACAACUCUUCGACGAAAAACUGGGUUCCUGUAUGUCCGAACCCAAUCGAGUUGGCUGCCAUGGCAUCGGCUUACAGUAAAAGAAUUAGCAUUGUAGAUUUACGAACGAAGGCAAAAAAGUAUGCGGAAUCUUCUAAAGACGAAACCGAUUUACUAAGUACUUAG